UUUCGGGUGCGUUUGCCUGCUCCGUAUUUGAGUUUCUUUUAUGUACAGCCGCCCGGUAUCUCGCACGACUGUCAUUAAUUUGCUGCUAGCUUUUUCUUUCCUAACAGCGUAAUCUGCGGCUCGACACGAGAACCAAAAAUGCAAGACAAGGCGACCACAACAAAUUCGCAUGGCAGUGUGGAGAACGAAGACAAGUCUCUUCCACGUGUUUUCGUUCGUCAGCUGCAGGAACGGGAUAACGAGGUCGUACGGCAAAUUUGGUCCGAAGCGAUGCUUAGUCACGGAUUGCAGCAGGCACGGGAAUUUGUGGAAAAACGAUACGACGACCCGACAGACAUGGGUAACGCCUUUGCAAGUUUUCUCGGGGAACGCAAGAAUUUCUGGGUAGCGGUUUCUUUAGAAGAGUAUCUUCAAGACACUGCAGGCACGACGACAGGCACGACCAGCGCAGCAAAAAUUGAUCCUGGAGGACGAGAUCUUGCUCAUGAAGGUGAAAAAGUAAUCGGCUGUGUGGGCGGCUUGUUCCGCGACACAGAUGAUCUUCGGAGAUUUUGCCCGCAUGGAAAGGAGUAUUUGAAGCGAGAUCCGGGGGACGAAGUCCCGCUGUGGCAAGAACCUUUGGGGAUUCCAGACAGCGCAAGGUCUUCGACAAGUCGCGGUGCAGUUAUGGCGCUCUCAACUGUUACAUUCUCAACUGUUACAUGAAUUCGUCAUGCAGAACUACCAUCAAGAUUCACACUGAGAAGCUGCUGCGCAUGACAAAUUUGCGAAGGGCUAAACAGCACCUAAAUCUGUGCGAAACUUGCAAUGCUAGAAGUGCAACCUCUCCCCUUUCGCUUUUGCAAUUCUUGCAUCACAAAUUCAUGUAACAGUUGAGAAUGUAACAUUUGAGAACGCCAUAGCAGUGGAGCUAGUCCGGAUGGCGGUGGCGCCGGAGUACCGGGGGAGGAUGGUGGUGGAAGUGGGCCAGAGUUUAGCUUCGAGGGAAAAUGAACGAGAACACGACACGCAGCCUGUGCGCGUCACAAAAGUCGCCCAGCUGCUAGCCGAGCAAGUCGCCCGCUACGCUCAGGCCGAUCUGCAGUCGGAGUUUGUGGUGUUGAGCACGGCAUCUGCCAUGAAGCAGGCGGUGCGGGCCUAUGAAAAACUGGGUUUUCAAGGACGGCUGCUGGUUGAGAACGUCGCUUUCAGUGCCCGGUGUGAGGACUUGCUCCGGCAAGCGAAUCAGAAUAGAGAAGCAUUUCUUGAAGUUGGUUAG
This is a messenger RNA of Amoebophrya sp. A120, 1258 nucleotides long. The record is from the annotation of a GenBank genome assembly. NCBI's taxonomy places the organism in Eukaryota, Dinophyceae, Syndiniales, Amoebophryaceae.